GGUAAAGAACUCGCGGGAAGAUGGCGUCCUUGCCCCGGCCACAAGCUGACUGGCAGAUACUUUGAGCGCAAGACUCCAGGCCCUGUCCCCUGAGCUCUGCUCUCGGAUGUCCGAACGCCCGGAGCCUGCAUGCGCCGUGGGGCGCCCCAGGACCAGGAGCCGGUGGGUCCCGGGGCUCCUGGCCGGGGAUCCCGGGGCGCCCCACCUGCUUCUUCAGGACCCGUUGUCCCGGUGCUCGUCUUUCCUCCGGAUCUAGUGUUCAGGGCGGAUCACAGGAGCGGACCCCGGCAGCUGCUGACCCUCUACAACCCCACGGGAACCGCGCUUCGCUUCCGAGUUCUGUGCACAGCACCUGCCAAAUACACGGUGUUUGACGCAGAAGGCUACGUGAAGCCUCAGUCUUGCGUGGAUAUUGUGAUUCGACAUGUGGCCCCCAUUCCCAGCCAUUAUGACAUCCAGGACCGAUUCCGCAUUGAGCUGUCUGAAGAGGGGGCUGAGGGCCGAGUGGUGGGACGCAAAGACAUCACCUCCGUUCUCCGUGCUCCGGCUUACCCUCUUGAGCUUCAGGGACAGCCCGAGUCAACACCCAACCCAGGGCCUCCUGUGUGGACAGCACCACCCCCAACCAGACAUUUCCAGGAAAGCGCCCCUCCUCAGCUGGCCACCAGCUCCUUCCUCCUCUUCGUGCUGGCCGGCAUCACCUCUGUGGCCUUCCUGCUGCUGCCGCUGCAGGAUGAACUCGGCAGCCAGCUGCCUCAAGUCCUGCACGUCUCCCUGGGACAGAAGCUGGUGGCAGCCUACGUCUUAGGCCUCCUCACCAUGGUGUUCCUCCGGCCCUGAGCUCAGCCCAUUCCAUCUUCCCCUCCUGGGCAGGGACCUGCGAGACUCACUGUGAUGCUUGUACCUUGCCCAGCAUUCUCUCCUCUUUCCACCCAACCUCCCCUCAAGGAAAACACCCAGGGAUUUGUACUCAUUUUCCAAGUUGGAUACAAUACAUUUUUAAAGUCAGAA
Molecule: messenger RNA, 1011 nt
Organism: Jaculus jaculus (lesser Egyptian jerboa)
Lineage: Eukaryota; Metazoa; Chordata; Mammalia; Rodentia; Dipodidae
Gene: Mospd3
Product: motile sperm domain containing 3
Exons: 6
Coding region: 130-840 (236 amino acids)
Cellular component (GO): cytoplasm
Source: RefSeq, a predicted model, not a curated record